UCAAACGAUUUUUUCAAGUUUCGCCCAAAUACUUCUUGUCCCCUACGAAUUCACCACAGGCCGACAUGAAUCAUUUUCCAAAAAUGUCGCCCGUAUUUAAACCGUAAUAGAGAAAUAACACCAAUGAUUUAUUCCGCGUGGUGAACCGGAUCUCGGGGUCAACGAAGAAGUCCAAAACAUUUGGCAACGUCGAGGGCACUAAACUGUUUCGCGGCGUCUACGCCGCUUCCACUUUACGGAUUGUACCUGAAGAUAAUUUUACCUGGUCCCCACGCAGCAUCUCGUCACUUGUCCGUGUGUCCGUUUGUUUACGUUACAAAAGCCAAACCGAGUUCUUUCCAAUUUUCCUGUCGUCGUUCGUGUUUUGAAGCACACGGAAAUCGUUUUAGUUGGAAGUGUUGAAAGUUUAAAGGGUUGUGUGUGGUUGUUGUGCGGCAAAAUUAGCGCCUUUCUUAAAAUUAAAGGAAGAACGUCCGAUUGGUGCGGGGGGUUAAAGAAAAGUUGGAGGAUGGGGUCGAGAGUGGGCGGGCUGAGCACUGCCGGUCUGCCCGCGGAUAAAGCCCUCGCCGGAGUGCCCAGACUCCUUGACGAUCUGGAACGGCUGUCUGAGGACACCGAUUCCGCAGACAUCGUCUUCAUCUUAGGCCGUGAGGAGGAACGCGUCUUUGCCCACCGUGUAAUCCUGAUGGCAAGAUGCAAAAGCUUCCAAACGGCGAAACGCGGCGAAGUAUGUAGGAUUCCGGGCUGCACGGUGUCGCCAUCGCCUCCUGGUACCCCGACGCCAGUACGACUGCCCCAAGCACCCCCUGAAACUUUCAAGCAGUUUCUACUUUACGUGUACACAGGAAAAAUUCUAUUGCAGGAUAGUGGGGUAUUCGAAAUGUUGGCCCUGGCGCAAGAAUUGGGGGUGGACGAAUUGAGGAACGCCUGUGAGGAUCACGUCACGUCGACGCUUUCUGUGCCGUCAGCGUGCACUUUUCUUGCCUCUGCGAUGGACAUCCAAGACAGAUCUCCAGGUGGUAAAGCAGCAGCAGGUUUUGUAGAGAGAUGUGUAAGUUACAUAGGGGAGAAUGCAGUGGAAUGUGUAAGGACAAAUUCAUUUUUGUCACUUCCAAAAGAAGCUGUUAUUAAGUUAAUAUCAUCAGAUUAUCUUUGUCUGGAAGAAGAAGAUGUAUGGCGUGCAGUCCUAAACUGGGCAAAGUACCAAGCUGGUGUUACCCAGCCAACUGCACACUGGACUGAAGAGGAAAGAGCAAGAGUCUGUCAACAUCUCUCUUAUGUUAUCAACCAUGUCCGACUACUUCUCAUUGACAGUCAGGUAUUCGCCGAAGAAGUGGAACCAACUGGCGCAGUGCCCAUGGAGCUGAGCCUAGAGAGAUACCGGCACGCCGCCCUGCCGAGCAAGUAUCCGGAGGGUGCGGAGGACCAGCGUCUGCGGCCUAGAAUAUCACCACGCUUGUUCCCUGGUUCCAUUAUCCUAGGCCAGGACAAGAGUCACUACCAAAGGAUCUUAAAUGCCUGGUAUGGAAACGCCAAACAAACCUGGAGGCUCGUAUACAGAGCUAGCAGUCACGGGUACUCCGCUUCAUCGUUUCACAGGCACUGCGACGGGGUUUCGCCUACUUAUGUGAUUGUCACAGGACAAAGAGGAGAGAUAUGUGGAGGAUUCAGCGAUGUCGCUUGGGGCAGACCUCAAGGCAAAAGUUAUUAUGUUUUAUCUGAGAGAGCGUUCCUUUUCACCCUAUACAAUCAUCAAGACUUGCCACCUACACAGUUUCAUCUAAUCAAAAAACCAUUUGCUAUUUGUUACCACCCAGAUUCUGGUCCAAUUUUUGGCGCCGGUGCCGAUCUUUUAAUUUCCAGUAAUUGCAACAGUAACAUGGAUAGUUACUCGAACUUGCCGCACACUUAUGACGGUGAGGGGGCUUCACCAUCAAUUCUUAUGGGUGAUUAUAAUUUCACAGUGACUGAUUACGAAGUUUUUACUCCUGUCAAUGCGUCUUCUAAGAUAUCUAAGAAUGAACGAUAUCAGUGACUUAUUUUUUUAGUAUUAGCAAUCAUUUUUGCAAUAAUUUAAGUGCCAAUUUUAUUACAGUAUUUUAAUUCAUUAUAUUCUUGAUAUAUUAAUUUUAUUUUAGAUUUUAGAAAAUAAUAGAUCUACUGUAGUGUUAAUUUUUAUGUGUGUGUUUCAGUAACUGUAUCAGUAAAAAAGUCAGUUAUUGCAACAUCACUAGGACUGAUUAUGUAACAUCUAAGAUUUAUUAUCAAUAGUAUUUUUAUACCCCUUUGAAGUGCAAAUUAAAAAUUGUAUUUUUA
This is a messenger RNA of Aethina tumida (small hive beetle), 2316 nucleotides long. RefSeq lists its product as uncharacterized. The record is from RefSeq and is a predicted model, not a curated record. Lineage: Eukaryota; Metazoa; Arthropoda; Insecta; Coleoptera; Nitidulidae. Gene Ontology annotation, molecular function: protein binding. The transcript is spliced from 9 exons. The coding region runs from base 509 to 2035 and encodes 508 amino acids.